This is a messenger RNA of Limulus polyphemus (Atlantic horseshoe crab), 950 nucleotides long. RefSeq lists its product as uncharacterized. The record is from RefSeq and is a predicted model, not a curated record. The transcript is spliced from 3 exons. Bases 286 to 936 code for a protein of 216 amino acids. Lineage: Eukaryota; Metazoa; Arthropoda; Merostomata; Xiphosura; Limulidae.
UCUCAUGGCAUAAUUUCUAAAGAAUCUGUUGCUAGUGCCACAGCACAAGAUGUUGACAAACAUGGAAAACUUUCUGCUCAGGUUAAAUUGGAUGAUAGUUCUUCUGAAGAUAAGAGUGAAGUCAGUCAAGUCUCCAAACGUUCAUCCCAGUCUAUAUCUCAUGGCACAAUUUCUAAAGAAUCUAUUUCUAAGGCCACAGCACAAGAUGAUGGUAUUAAAUAUUCAUCUGAUCAUGAAUUUUCCCAAACCUACAAACCACCAGCACAAACAAUAUCCCCUAUUCACAUGUAUGAAGAUUCAAGUAGGAAAAAAUUUGAUGAACCUCCUAAACCUCCAACUGCAGUUACAUCAUUUGAUAUUAUUUUUGGAGAUCCAAAUUGGCGUGGAGUGGAUCAAUUGAUAGAAGAAUGGGAAAUGUUUCUUAAGAAGAAGAAAGAAGAAUUAUUGUUAAUGCAACAGAAAAUUCCAUCCAAAAAAGAGUGGCCAGAAAAAGAUGUAUAUUCAGAACCUGGAGCCAAAUCUUAUUACUCAGGAAAUGACUAUGUUGCAGUUCCACAUAUUCAUUCAUCUAAACAUGAAUGGCCAUGUGUACAUAAAGACCAAAUUAUUAGAAAUACUCAUUAUUUUAAACAUUUUGUUGCUCCUCACAACCAUCCUGUGCAAGGUCUUGGCAUAAAUUCUGUCAUUCAAACUGAUGUGGAAAUGAGUAAUUUUGCAGAUACUCUUUCUACCCUUCCUAUUCCAGACUAUAAGCUACAAUCACUUCCACAUUCUCAUUUCCAUCAAUGUCCCUUAAUGUUUUCCCUCCUCUCAUCUGAUAAUGUAAGAGAAUCUCUUUCUAAGAAUAUGGCUCCAUCAAGACGUACUGAUGUUAAUGGGAGAUCAGUGUGUCAACAGCCAAUUGACAUACUGGAUGAAAUAAUGAACCUACAAUAAUCUGUUUGUUUAUU